CAGGAUGUUCCUCAUGCCAUUGAAUUCAUUCAGGCAAUUGUUUGCCUCACAGAGAUAGAUCCAACCUGGCCCCUGUAUACUAGACAUGGUGGGAUCCCAGAUGACAAUGCUGUCAUCAACUUCAAGGCCAUCAAGAUGCUUGUGCAUAUUCUACAUCAUUUGCUCAAACUGUUCAUCAAUACUACACUCUCACUUUCUCAGCAGGUCAGCUACAUCAGCACAUGCUGCCACCUCCUCUUUUGUCAGUAUCAGCUCAACCAUGCUUCAUUCUUACUGAACCAACUUUACUACAACAUAAUGAUGGCUGUGAAGAACAUCAUUUUCUGCAUCAUGAAGCAACUCUGGCUUGACUCCUCAUCCAAGUUCUCCCUCCUCAACGUUGGGACAGAUCAAAUUGAAAUCUUGUUUGCAUUGAUCUGUAUGUGUGGUGGACACAACAGUGCUGUGAAGUACAAGCAAGGUAUGGACCACCUUCACUCAGCCUGUGAUAUCAGUGGUGUCUACUUGCACAAUCCUGAUCUCCACCAUGGGCAUCAUCAGCUCAACUUAAUGCACUCAGAACACAUUGACCAUAUCAACCAUGAUAUGUGGCAGGGUGACACUGUUGUCCACAACUGCAACUUGCAGGGUGUGUGGUUCAAGGGA
Pisolithus orientalis is the source of this 645-nucleotide messenger RNA. RefSeq lists its product as uncharacterized. The record is from RefSeq and is a predicted model, not a curated record. The annotation marks the transcript as partial. Lineage: Eukaryota; Fungi; Basidiomycota; Agaricomycetes; Boletales; Pisolithaceae. The transcript has a single exon.